Entamoeba invadens IP1 is the source of this 1713-nucleotide messenger RNA. RefSeq lists its product as hypothetical. The coding region runs from base 1 to 1713 and encodes 570 amino acids. The transcript has a single exon. Lineage: Eukaryota; Evosea; Mastigamoebida; Endamoebidae. The record is from RefSeq and is a predicted model, not a curated record.
AUGCCAAAGCAAAAACAGGGGAAAAUCGACAAACAGAAAGAAGAGGAGAAUGAAAUGAAAAAGAUGAAAGUUGCUGGUAUUACUAGCAAAUUUUUCUACACAUUCAAGAUGCCGAGUUUUGUAGGGAUGAUAAUGACGAUUGCACUGAUCAGCACUGCACUUGUACUUCCUCUUAUUGGGAAAGGUCCGAAGAAGACAAUUAGUUCGAUCAAAAAGAUGUUAGGCGACUCAUUACCACUCUUUGACUUGGACGAACUCAACUUGGAGGAUGUGUACUAUUAUUUAACACUGUCGGAUCGAGUCAAUUUUACAGCGAAAUUGCCGGAUUUGGAACUGCAAGAUUUGAACAUCAAAGAACAACCAAUAAGUAAUUUGUACUACUUGACAAUGCUUGCGGAGAAAUAUGAAUUGGAUCUGGAUGACUUUGUGAACGAGACAACGAAAUUCUACAAGGACUACGCCUUUAUUGAUGACUUGGAAAUGGACGAGGAAAAUUUAGAGGGAACUGUUAUUAAAAAGGCAAAACCUCAAAGUGUCGAGGCGUGUUACUACGCCGUGCAGAUCAUGAAGAAGACUGGAGAAUUUAAAAAGUUUGUAGGUACGGAGGAAUACGCCAAAAUGAUUAAAUUUGUAUUGAAAAUGCAAGCGACGUCUGGGCUGUUGUACAACAACAAGAACACGGAGACUGAUAUGAAAAUAUUGAAGUACGCCAUCGAGCUACUUUCUGAAGCAAAGAGAUACGACUUGUUUCAAAAAGAUGUGUCGAGUGCACUUGACAGAAUUAAGGUUGUUUAUGACGUUACUCUCAAUUUGGAUGGGAGUUAUGAUUUCUAUUUAGAAGACAACCCCUCAUGUUUUGGUACUGCUUAUGGAGUGUUAGGAAGAAAGUUACUUGGCUUGUCUAUAGAAGACACUACAAGGCAAUACUUGACUUCAUGUGUAACAGAGAAAGGUGCAUUGAUAUAUAGAGAUGAGAAAGAGACUGAUGUAGAGACUGGACUAGCUAUUGACUUAGCUUUAAGUGGUCUAACAGAGAUUCAAGGGAGUACCAAAGAAGGGGUAUCGACGGUGUCUUGUGUGUUUAUUGGAGUCGCUGUCAUCUCAUUUUUAUCCAAUUCGGUUGAUACAAACACAUUAAAAGAAGUUAUAAUAACAUAUUCGAUCUUCAUUCUUGGUAAUGUUGUAUCGUAUGUGUUCAGGGAAAAGACUUUACAACUGUUCUUGGUAGUCCCCACACUCAUAUCUCUUGUGAAAUCUAUACAAAGAGUUGAGUCGUGGAAGAAGCACGCUAUGUUUUGGUUGAUCACUUUGACUCCAGCCAGUGUCAUUGGGUGCGUAACAUACCUUAUUGAUGCAUUCUUCCCAGCACUCAUCGUCUCAAUGAGUGCCGAAUAUCUCGUCUUCUUUGUUUUGGCCGUCGUGAUGUAUUUCAGUCAAAUUGUAUGUUACCAACUCUUCGGAGAAAAACACAAAAACAUGUGGUACAUCGACGCGUCACAAAUCGCGUUCCAUUUCGCGUUCAUUGUCGCUGCGCUUAUGCUCGGAGCUUCCGAUAAUAUCGACUUCGUCUUCUCCACAAUGCAACUAACAGGGUCAACUUCAUAUUUCUUGGUUGGUGUGCCUUGUAUUGGUUAUGCACUCGCCUUAGCUGCUAACAUUUUCUCGGUACCAGCUGUCUCUAUUGCAACACAGAUCUUGGCAAAAUCAGAGUAA